Molecule: messenger RNA, 1154 nt
Organism: Effrenium voratum
Lineage: Eukaryota; Dinophyceae; Suessiales; Symbiodiniaceae
Source: the annotation of a GenBank genome assembly
GUUUUGCCUAGCAUGCAUCAUGUGCUGGGCUGUCAUUCCUUCGCACUCGACAAGUGUUGGGAAAAGACUCGGUGCAUGCAAACAAUUCUUCAGUGCAAUCACAUGCAUUGCUAAAUGCUGUUCCGCGCGUGGGCCUGCGCAAACAGCAUGGGCAAUGGUUGCAUGCUGGUUCAUUUUUUCUCAGGUCUCGACUAUGUCACUGGGUGCUAAGUAGCUCACGAUGUUAAUUUGGCUUAAGGGGACCAAUGGCGGGAUGGUAGGUUUCAUAUUUUUUCCAGAGCAGUUGACGCCUGCAGUCGGCUGUCGCACGUGGACUCGUGCCGCAGCCAGUGCCAGUUGGGAGCUGAGUGGCAUCCGGCGGGCUGCCGAUCUUCGAGGCCUCGAGGUUCGGCUGGAGGCGUCAUGGGGGCUGAAUCCAAGAAGAAGGAGCAAAAGAAGGUGAGGAAGGAGCAGAAGACGCCCACGAAGAGCAAGACGCCCACGAAGAGCAAGACGCCCACGAAGCACAGUAAGUCCAAAAGGAGCGGGGUGCUUUCCCUAAACCGGAAAAUCUUCCUGGCCAUCCGGUGCAUGGUGCCUGGGGAGCACUCCGUGUCCAGCACUGGGAUAUGUGUCCAGGAGAAGGCCAUCCUCCGGGACGUGUUGAAUGCUUGGGCCGGUGGCCAACUACAGGGCCGGCCCUUGCCCGCGGAGGCUCGGGUUGUCAGCAGCUUGGAGGGCAAGGAGUUGGAUCUCAAGAAGGACCUCCAGACCCUGAGUGGCAGCCUGCCUGUCCGCCAGGGACGUUUCACCCUGACAGUGGUCUUGCCCAAGGAGGCGCUGCAGCCGCCUGAGUCGCCCAAGCCGAAGGCGGAGCCAGCGCCGAAGAGGGCAACCUUUCAGGCAAAGCCUCUGAAGGAUAUCAAAGUCAAGAAGGACAAAAGCCGUGAUGUCAAGAAGGCAGAUGGGAAGAGGACUGACCGCCAGCCGCAAGGAGAAGGAGCAGCAGCUGCAGCAUUGGCUGAGCUCUUGGGUUGAGGUCAGGUCCUGGGGAGGAUCGAUCUCUUUGCGACGUGCUUCGCUGCUUCGCGCGCCCCCCGGCAGCCAUGCCGGGGGCUCGCGGAAGGUCCGGAGUUCCGGAGAAUCGGUUUGAGGCUGCUGUCCCAUUCUUUGAG